AUGGAACCCGCUUUGGGAGCGCCCUUCGGCGGCGAUGCCGCACCUGCCGCCAAGGACGACCCCAACCUCCGGAAGCGCGUCGAGACCCUCUUCCACGACUUUGCAAACGGCUCAGAGGUGGUCAAGGUGCGCGACCUCCCCAACAUGUUUGAAACAUUCCAGCGCAUCCAAGGCCAACCCUUCCUCCAGCCUCAGGACCACGCCAACUUUCUCGUUUUUGCCGGCGAGAACCCCGACAUCCCCGUCCAUGCCGAAGACCUCGUCUCGCUCGUUCUCAAACACGAGGCCGCGCGCAGCCCGCUGCACAGCCCAGCCAUGGAGCAGCGGCCCGACACCGACAACGACACCUCGUCCGAUGAGGAUGCCGCACCGGGCACCGUAUUCAAGGGCAGGGCCACCGGCAGCCCCUCGUUCUCCCGUCCGCCGCCUCCGCGGCUGAGGGGCCGGCACAGCAGCGCGGGGGAGCGCAGCUCGAACCGCAGCCCGAGGGUCAGCGACGCCGCCUACGUCGGUUCGCCCCUCGCGCGCACCAAAGAGUCCCUGACACCCCCGCCCUCUGUCGACAUAGACGCUGUCCAGCGCGACCUGCUCGAGUCGCAGCGGCGGAUCGCCCAGCUCGAAGAGGAGCUUGCCGAGCAGGCACAGAACCUGGAUCUGCUGCGGCGGCAGCUUCGCGACGAGGAAGGCAGGAUGAGCGGCCUCGAGCGGCAGCUCGAGGACCGCGCCUCGACCAUCGACAAGCUCAACGAGCAGCUCGCCGACCGCGAGCAGAAGCUCGAAAAGGUGCACGGCCUCGAGGACAACUACGAGACGCGCAUGUACGAGCUGCAGGAGCACAGCGACGAGCUCGCUUCCCAGCUCAAGGAGGCCGCCAAGGAGAACAAGGAGCUGCGCAUCAAGUCGCAGUCGCGGCAGACGUAUAUCGAGCGGCUCGAGUCGGAAAUGAGCGAGCUCCAGAAGAAGCGCCAGGAGGACGAAGCGGCGUACCGCAAGCUGCGCAACGACCACGACGGCCUCCGCAAGGACCACAACAGGCUGCAAAAGGAGCGCGAGGACCAGUGCGACACGACCGAGCGGAUCCGCCAGCAGCUGAUCAAGGAGACGGAGCGCGUGGAGCGCAAGCAGGAGGAGGUCGACCGGCUGGCAUUCCAGGUCCAGGAAAAGGAGGCCGACAUGCAGCGCGCGGACCGCAGGAUCGCCGAGCUCGAGGGCCAGCUGGAGCCGCUCGAAGAGGCGCUCGCAGGAUCCCGCUCGACGAACUCGGACCUUCAGAAUAUGAUCGAGAUGCUGCGCGAGGGCGACACCGACACCGAGAGCCUCGUCGGCAAGCACCGCCGCCUGGGGUCCGAGAUGCACGAGGUGACCGGGAGAACGCCAUCGGAGGUCAGCGACGCGCGCUCGGAAGCGUCGUCGAUCCCUUCGGCCCCAGCGUCGGCAUCCGAGCACGACUCGGGCCUCGAUUCAGACGACGACGACAGCCAUUCUGCAGCGGUCACCGAGGCUGAAGGCGACGCCGGUUCCAUGAUCGACAUGAGCACAGGCUCGCCACCCCAGAGUGAUCGGCCAUCAACACCGACGCUCGCCGCAAAGCCAGAAGAGGCCCGCACGGUCGACAUGGACGACGAGAGGGGGGCAGCACCAGGACCACUGCGGGAUUCGCAGACCGACGAGUCAAAGGCGCUCUUGUCGGGAGCGGGACUAGAGGAGGAAGCGGCCGCGCCUGCAUCGACAACUACCCCUCCCCCUGCUGCAGCCUCAUCCGAGGCCGGCCUGGACGAGGAUUCCCAGACGACGCCCAAGAUGCUGGCCGCAUCCAGCUCUGACGACGUUGCGCCGAUCACACUAGACGCCCCGCCCUCGAAGCCCGCACAACGGCGGCCCGGCACGCUCCUGCCGUUUGCGAUCAAGCCCACGGCCCUGAUCGACCGCACUCGGGCGCUGCUGCGCGACCGCAAGGCAGCCUGGACGCGGAUCCCAGCACUGGACCGCUCGGUCCUCCGCCGCACCGAGCUGUACUUUGCCAUUUCGGCCGUUGUCGUCGGUAUCCUGCUCGGCGGUCUGCUAGCACCGCAGCUACACUGGUGCAGGCCCGGCUUCGCAUCGCCGUCGUCUUCAUCGGCGGCGCCGGCGGCGGCGGGGGCGACGGCGGGGCUGAGCAGGGAGGAGGUGUACGCGUUCCACACGGCCAACACCAUGUCGAUGCCGUACGCCUUUGCGCCCGACUUUGGCGAGUCGGGCCUCUUUUCGCCGACGCCGCCGCCGCGCGCCUGGUACGCCAGGGUGUUUGGGCUGGGCGGCGCACGGGGCGAGCCGGACUUCUUCAUACCGACCUAG
Messenger RNA from Pseudozyma flocculosa PF-1, 2334 nucleotides. RefSeq lists its product as uncharacterized. Bases 1 to 2334 code for a protein of 777 amino acids. Gene Ontology annotation, cellular component: cytoskeleton. The transcript has a single exon. NCBI's taxonomy places the organism in Eukaryota, Fungi, Basidiomycota, Ustilaginomycetes, Ustilaginales, Ustilaginaceae. The record is from RefSeq and is a predicted model, not a curated record.